Molecule: messenger RNA, 1652 nt
Organism: Argiope bruennichi
Lineage: Eukaryota; Metazoa; Arthropoda; Arachnida; Araneae; Araneidae
Product: chondroitin proteoglycan 2-like
Exons: 9
Coding region: 75-1454 (459 amino acids)
Cellular component (GO): extracellular region
Molecular function (GO): chitin binding
Source: RefSeq, a predicted model, not a curated record
UUCAUCAUUCUGAUGCGAACAGCUCAUUUGAGUUUUACUGUCUCUUAGCUGCUUUUACUUUGAAAUAUUGCAGAAUGGUAACUACGACUUUGAAGAUUCUUUUUCUAAUUACGGUCACAGUUAUUUUUUGCACAAUAAAGUGCAAUGCGGAUGCUGUUAAAAUUGUAAACAGCAGCGCCAAAUGCACUGCGGGAUCUUCGCCAAAGUACCUCCCUCACGAAACCGACUGUUCCCUCUUUUAUGUUUGUCUGAAUGGAAAAACUAUCUUGAAAAAGUGCCCUUCCAACCUCCAUUUCAACAGACACUCUUCGGUAUGUGACUAUCCAGAGAAGGUGGACUGCGACACAGAAUCACAAGAGAAACUUGGAAGAGAAACCACCGAAGAAUGUCCAAGCGAAAAUCGAGACCAACCAGUGCUUUUACCUCACAAAAAAGAUUGUGGAAAAUUUUAUAUAUGCGAUGCAGGUGUUCCUCACCUCAAGUCUUGCCAACCUGGUUUGCAUUUCAACCCAGCUCUUCAUACAUGUGAUUACCCGGAAAACGCUGGAUGUGAUUCAGGUUUUAGCAAAAAAGGAAGAGAUGGUUUUGAUAUUCUAUGCCCGGUGAACGAAGACGGCAAUCCCAUUUUAAGACCACACGAAACAGACUGCAGAAAAUUUUAUACUUGUAAUAAUGGAAUCACACUUGUACACGUCUGUCAGCAUGGCCUUCAUUUUAAUGCAGAACUCCAAGCAUGCGAUUAUCCGGAGAAUGCUGGUUGUGAAAAAGGUGUUACCAAAUUGCCAAAAGGAAAAGAAGGUAAUGAAAUUCCAAAAAAUCAAUGUCCGUUAGGGCAAGAUGGAAAACCUGUGUUGAUACCUCAUGAAACGGACUGCAGAAAAUUCUACAGUUGCAAUCAGGGUUACCCCCAUCUUCUUACUUGCCAGUCUGGACUUCAUUUCAAUCCAAAAUUGCAAGCGUGCGACUAUCCGGAAAAUGUUGGCUGCGAAACAGAUGUCCCGAAUGAAGAACCAAAGGGAAAAACAGUUCAUGACGAUAUUUCCAAUGUAUGCUCUGGUGUACUGAAAGGGAAAACAGUUUUGAUGCCAAAUCCCAACGACUGUUCAAAAUUCUUCAUUUGCGAUUCCGGAGUUGCCCAUCCGAAAUCAUGUCCUGCCGGUCUGCAUUUCAGCGUUGCCCGUCAGGCCUGUGAUUACCCAAACAAAGCGCAAUGCGACAAAAUGGGGAUUCUCCGGUCAGUUGGUGAACCCAGUCCUUAUUGCCCAGAAGUUAACGGAAAGAUUCUUAUAUUCUAUCGGCAUCCAUCCAACUGCUCCAUUUACUACCUUUGCAGCAAUGGUUUAGCGUACGAAUUCGUGUGUCCUGCCCGACUCCAUUUCAACCUCCGCCAAAAAACAUGCGACUACGAGGAAAAGGCCAUGUGUCCGAUAGAUUCUUCAAGCAAAUAUAAUUGACUUUGAAAGAAUUUCCUAGUAGAAGACGUAGACUUUGUAUUCCUUUCAAAGAAAAGAAUUUGCUUGUUUGUAGAUUAAUUUUUAGACUUAGACUUUGUAUUUUAGAAAACCAAUUUUGCUUUUUCUUGUCUGUAUUUUAUACUUUUUAAAAAUAUUAUGAAGUAUUAUCAAUAAAUAUUGCAUUUCUUUUAAAUAAUG